This is a messenger RNA of Conger conger (European conger), 7621 nucleotides long. It is a transcript of the gene col4a3, whose product is annotated as collagen, type IV, alpha 3. The record is from RefSeq and is a predicted model, not a curated record. Gene Ontology annotation, cellular component: collagen trimer. The transcript is spliced from 52 exons. Lineage: Eukaryota; Metazoa; Chordata; Actinopteri; Anguilliformes; Congridae. Gene Ontology annotation, molecular function: extracellular matrix structural constituent. Bases 274 to 5256 code for a protein of 1660 amino acids.
GGUCUAGUACGCUCAGUAUAAACAUUUUCAAUGGUUGGCUCUUCCUUUAGCCAAUACUAAAAUUUUUAUUGCAUAUAUACCUGUUUCAGGGGAAAAUAGAUGCUUGCUCUGAAAUAGCCUACUAUGGGAAUUUCAUUCGGGCGUGAAUGGGGAAAUAACGCUCAUCUCAAGACAAGGGGCAUCAACUGUCUCGGUCGGUUGCGCACAAUUUUCUACUGCUCGGUGACAGUGCACGGUGAUCGGUAACGUAAAUUGCGUGUGGAGGCCCCUGAAAUGAUCCUGUCUGUCCUAUCCUGUCCGGUCCCAUUUGCCGUUUUUCUGCUGGGGCUUUGGUGCUGUGUGAUUCCUGGAACGGCACAUACAGAUAAUGUGUGUGUAUGCAAUGGGGUGUCCCAGUGUCAUUGCGACGGGGUAAAAGGAAACAAGGGUGAGAUGGGAUACCCGGGAUUUGGUGGUCCUCCAGGAGAACAUGGUUUCCCAGGACUAGAAGGUCGUUCUGGACCAGUAGGCCCAAAGGGAGACAUGGGCUUUCAUGGACAUCCAGGACCUAAAGGCACACAGGGACGUGAUGGGGAGCCAGGAUUCUCUGGAGCACCAGGGCUGCCAGGCACCCCUGGAAAUGCAGGACCCAUGGGACGUCCCGGAGCCCCAGGAUGCAAUGGGACAAAAGGUGACAGGGGAUAUCCGGGAUAUGCUGGAGUGCCUGGGCUAGUUGGACGACCAGGUUUAGAUGGUGAACCUGGACCCAAGGGGGACACCAGAUAUAUACCAUAUCAAGUGGAGACGAAAGGAGAACGUGGCCUACCAGGACCAUAUGGUGUGAAGGGCCUGCCAGGGUCAUCCGGCCAGGCUGGCACUCCAGGACCCAUGGGGCCACCUGGUAUGCCGGGGUCACCAGGGUUCCCUGGUCUGCAAGGUGAGAAGGGUAAGGAGGGGUCGAGAAGUGACGCGGGGCCACAAGGUCGGCCGGGAUACAGAGGCCCCCCUGGGCCACCUGGUGAAAAAGGACUGAAGUUAUAUCUGCUGCUUGGACCAGAAGACCUGAAGGGGUUGCCAGGCGCUCCAGGAGAAAAGGGUUAUCCAGGGCUACCUGGUCGUCCUGGAUACAUAUAUAACGCAGUGAAUGGCGACCAAGGAGAUCCUGGCCCUGAGGGAAAACCUGGGAAGUUUGGAAAUCCAGGAUAUGGUGGCAUACAGGGGGACAAAGGAAAAACUGGCAACCCUGGGCCUCCGGGAAUCACAGGUGCAAAGGGAGAAAAAGGAGACAGAGGUCCUUUUGGCCUGCCAGGGGAAGUGAUAUUCGGACAUCCCAUCAAAGGUCAGCAGGGAGUACCCGGCCCACCAGGGCCCCAUGGCCAAAAAGGUGACCCAGGUGUGGGUGGUUUCCCUGGACCACCUGGCACACCAGCAAAAGCUAUCCCUAGUCAUCCGGGGACCCCUGGUCCCCCUGGCUUUCCUGGCCUGAAGGGGGAGGCAGGUGACCCUGGCCCUUACGUCAGCGGCCCGCCUGGACCGAGUGGGUUUCCUGGACCACCUGGUGCCCCGGGAGAUCAAGGGCCUCCUGGAAGGCAAGAUGAAAAGGCCCGCCCGGGCCCCCCCGGACCACGGGGCUUCAAAGGCCCUGAAGGGCCCCAAGGAACGCCUGGUGUAACCGGACUUCCUGGGGAGAAGGGUGAUGGCUGCAUAGUGUGUGGGCCACCUAAUGGGCCAGAAGGCCCCCCAGGCCCCCCCGGGCCACCUGGACCGGACGGUGGAGAAGGAGAUCCAGGGACUAAAGGGAUACAAGGAAACAAAGGUCCGAAGGGUCUAUUCGGUCCUCCAGGACCCAAUGGUGAUCCAGGACAAAGUGGCCCUCCAGGACCCAAGGGGACCAAAGGCUGCCGCAGUGAGACUGGAGAGAAGGGGGAGGCUGGAGUGCUAGGACCGGCUGGGGAUCCAGGCAAGAGUGGCAAGAAUGGGCCCCCUGGAGACCCAGGACCAAAGGGUUGGCAGGGUGCGAAGGGAGAUAUGGGAAGACCUGGGCAAAAAGGAGAGCCUGGCCCCCCUGGGCUCUCUGGAUUCCCAGGAGGUCCAGGGCCAAUUGGGGGACAGGGUCCCCCUGGCAUAGGGCCAGAAGGUCCUCCAGGACCAAAGGGAAAUAUUGGGGAUCCAGGUCUUCGAGGGAGGCCUGGAUAUGCAGGAGAGAAAGGGUCAGCAGGCACGACGAAGGGCACCCCUGGUGAUCCGGGCCCUAGCGGGGAGAUGGGCGUAUCAGGCUAUCACGGGCCACCAGGUGAUCCUGGCCCCCUGGGAUUCAGAGGUAUGCCUGGGGUUUUUGGUAAGAAGGGCGACAGCGGUCCUGUCCAGCCGGGUCCCCCUGGAGUCACAGGGGACAAAGGUGACAAAGGCCCGCCAGGGAUGCCAGGAGCUGUGAGUGUGGGUCCCCCGGGAAGAAAAGGGCCAAUCGGAGCCCGUGGGAUCCCAGGGCCAAAGGGUGAAAUUAGAUUUGGGAACCCUGGGCCAACAGGCAGGCAAGGGUCCCCAGGGGAAGAAGGUGCCCUUGGGCCUUCAGGCAACAGGGGGCAACCGGGUCUGCCUGGACCUCCUGGACCCCCUGGGGCAGAGGGACCUGCUGGGGAAAAAGGUUCCCCAGGUCUUGCGGGUCAGUUGGGUCCACCAGGUGAUGCCGGGACCUGUGAACGCAGCUGUAAAGGCUCAAAGGGUCCACUGGGCCAGAAAGGCCGCAAGGGUGGCACUGGUCUCAAAGGGCCAAAAGGAAGGAAGGGGGACGCGGGUGAGCCAGGGCUGGGCUUUGAAGGCAUGGUAGGCAGGAUGGGACCUCCAGGGAGUAAUGGAACUGAUGGAACAGCAGGGCCUGCGGGACUAAAGGGCUUCAGAGGACAAGAUGGCUUCCCUGGAGCAUCAGGCCCUAGGGGAGAGCCAGGCAUCCCAGGGCCCUUUGGCCCGCCUGGGCCGAUUGGCCCCCCAGGAAUCAAAGGCCGAGCUGGCUGCAAAGGGUCCAUGGGUACUGAUGGAUCGAACGGUGAGAAUGGUUUCAAAGGACCUGUGGGGGAGCCAGGAUGCCAAGGCGAUAAAGGACCCACUACUCCCGUCCAGGUCAAAGGCCCUCCAGGGCAUUCUGGGCCACCAGGUCCACAGGGGCCCACAGGCACUGACGGGGAUCCAGGAGACCAAGGACUUGAUGGGUCUUAUGGAAAAAAUGGGGUCACAGGAAGUUCUGGUCCACCAGGGCCUCAUGGUGAUCCAGGUCCUGAUGGAAUCCCUGGAGGUUCGGGUUUCCCUGGUAGCCCUGGCUGCCAAGGCACCAAUGGCUUUCCUGGUCCGAAAGGAGAGAAGGGGGCUGAUGGCUGUCCUGGGAAACCUGGGCCAAGUGGAAAGCCAGGCCAAAAUGGAGCCCCAGGGCAGAAAGGUGAACCAAAAUUUGGGCAUGGUCCCAAAGGACGGCCUGGAGAAAAGGGUACACCAGGCACCCCAGGGCGAAUAGGAGAGAAGGGGCACAGAGGUGUUUUGGGUGGCAUGGGACCUAAGGGUUACCUUGGUGCUCCUGGAACCAAAGGAGACCCGGGAUUCCCAGGGUAUCCAGGACUCCCAGGGCCUCUGGGGGGCAAGGGCUCUGAUGGGCCCCGAGGAAUCCCUGGCGCUCCUGGCUCCACAGGCCCUCCAGGAAACACAGGUAGUGCUGGAGCUCCUGGCCAGCCUGGCAGCAAGGGAAACCAAGGCCGGGAUGGGAUCCCAGGCCAUGUGGGAGAGAAGGGAUGCAUGGGGGCAACAACAAUAGGGGAGCCAGGCAAAAAAGGGUCAAAGGGCGCAACAGGUGUGAGAGGAGAGCCUGGAGAUCCUGGCCCCUUUGGGCCCCCUGGUCCCAGAGGUCCCCUGGGAGACAAAGGGCGCUGUGGCCCCCCGGGGCCCCUUGGCAGCCCUGGCCUUCAGGGGAAAGACGGGAUGUGCAUUAGCGGGAGUAAAGGAGACCGUGGGCGGAUGGGCAGUGUGGGGAGACCAGGGCUGAAAGGCCCCCAAGGCCCCCCAGGACCCCCAGGGACAGGGGGGAAAGGAGAUAAGGGGGAUCCAGGUGCCCCGGGGCUGAGGGGGGUGCCUGGUGAACGAGGGGACUCUGGUGACCCUGGGACGCAUGGGGAAGAUAGGAAAAAUGGACGCAAAGGGGCCAAAGGUGAAUCUGGGACUUUAGGGGUAACAGGACCACAAGGUGAGGAUGGAGAACGUGGGCCGGGGGGGCCGUGUGGAAAUCCUGGGAAAAAGGGGCUUUCAGGCCCCCCAGGACCAGCGGGUAGCCCUUUCUUUGUGGAGGUUGUCAUCAUCCCAGGGGACCCGGGUGACCCAGGGCCUGAAGGGCUGCCUGGGGAACGGGGCCCCCCAGGGGAGGCAGGCCCAAUAGGAUUCCCAGGACCCCAGGGUCCUAAAGGUCCCUCUGGCCCAAAAGGGGAUCAUGGCCCCCCAGGGCACCUGGGACCGAAGGGUGACAGAGGGUACUCAGGACAGCUAGGGCUGAAGGGCUUUUUAGGGCCCACCGGUCGUAAAGGUGUGAAGGGGACCCCAGGUGGCUGGCGCCCAGACGGGAGCGACAGCUUCCUGUUCACCCGGCACAGCCAGGAGCAGCACGUGCCCCAGUGUCCCGCAGGGAGCAGCUUCCUCUACUCCGGCUACUCCCUCAUCUACAUCAACGGCAACAGCAGAGGCCACGGGCAAGAUCUGGGAACUCUGGGAAGCUGCCUGCUGCGUUUCUCCACCAUGCCUUUUCUGUACUGCAACCCCGACAACACCUGUCACUACGCCGCCCGCAAUGACUACUCCUAUUGGCUGUCCACUGAAGAACAGGUGGACGUUGACACGGCUCUCAUCCCUGCUGAAUCAGUGGAGAGAUACAUCAGCAGGUGUUCGGUGUGUGAAGCCAGUGCCAAUUUAAUCCCCAUUCACAGCCAGACGAAUGAGAUUCCUGAAUGCCCCUAUGGGUGGCAGUCUCUGUGGACAGGAUACUCCUUCUUCAUGCAAACAGGCGCGGGGGCUGAGGGCUCUAGCCAGCCACUGUCUUCCCCAGGCUCCUGUCUGGAGAAAUUCACCAAAGUCCCUUCGCUGGAGUGCCACGGGCGUGGAACCUGCAACUACUACAGGGGCUCAUACAGUUACUGGCUGGCCUCUCUCGACCCCCACGACAUGUUCAGCCCUCCUGUCCCGCGGUCACAGACGGGGCGUGGCCCAGGGAGCCUCAUCAGCCGCUGUCGCGUGUGCAUGAAGCAGUGACCACGGCGAAGUGGCCGAACCCCGGAGGGGUCGCCAGACUGACCCGUCCACUGUGGACGGCAGACUUUACCCACGGUGCUUACCGCGAGUGAGGCGCAUCACUACCCGCGCCCUUUCGGGUUUCCUACAGUAUUGUUUUGUCGCUGAUCCUUUCUCAGUCUUUACAGAUGGCCACAAUCCUUUUCUUUUCAAUGAACAUUUCCGGCGGUUGUUUAAUUUCGCGACGUAAUCUUGAAACGAGCAAAACAAACGUGGUGCUAACUGAUUUUUAUUUUUAAACAGAUCUUUGGGCCAGCUAUUCAAAAACAGUGUUAAAUCAACAAUCAACUAAGACUACUUAUGUAAAAGGUGUAAUUUUCCAUUGUUUUGUUUGUUUGUCUUGUUUUGUUGCAGUCAGCAACACACAUAUCACAGAACACAAUCAACUCAUGACCUGAUCAAAUUCUAUUUUAAUUUUCAGUUUUUGUAGUAGCAAUCUACACCGAAAUUAGCUUGAUGUGUUCCUGUAAGUUAUAAAAUGUAAUGUAGCUAGAAUUUAAAAAUCAUUCCAAUCUCAGCUAACUGGUCAUCCAAUUUAUCAUUGUGAUUACAAUUAAGUCUUUCCCCAGCAUCUCAUAGACAUGACUGAAAAAGGCUUUAUCAAUUAACUAUGGGACCCUGAGGCAAGGGAAACAUGGAUCUGUCUUCCAGCCUAUUUUAAGUAACACCAUCAUUUCUGUAAUCUUACGUGCAUUACAUGUCAAGCAGGGCAGUGUUUUGUGCUCUGGGUGCUUGUGUUGCCGCCUGCAACAGUAAAAAUACCUUUUUUUGUAUGCUUUUGACUGAAUUGUCCUUUAAAACAAAUUACAAGGACCGUAGGCUGACUCUUCCUGUUAAGGCACUCUUCCAGAAUGUGAAUGGGCCCCACAGUCUGGUACAGAGCAGUGCAGGAGGGGGUCGGGGGGACAUGGGACAUCAUGGCCGAUGGACAGGCAGACGGACGGACGGACAGGUUCAGGUGGCCAGGAUGACCCUCACGUGGGGGAACAGUCUGCUGGCUGAAGCGGCACAGGGAGCGUCUCCUGACUGAUGUCUGUAGACUGCAGUGCGAAAAGCAGCUUUGCAUCAUGGGUGUUGGCUGGACUGAUGUGUCUGGCGGUGAAUAUGAUUGGAUGGUCGUUACUGUGACGUAGAAAGCCACAUCCACAGAUAAUGUCUUCAAGUGGUCACAGCCACUUAAGUGUUAAAUCAUUUAUUUUCCAGAUUGUACCUUGUAACAAAUACAUCAACACAUAGUAAAUCUUAAAAUAAUUACAAUAAAUAACAGAAGGAGAAGGCACUGUACUUAAUAUAUCAAUCAUAAUCCUAUUUAAUUGAUUUGUUCUGGAAUGGAUUGGGUUGUAGUAAUUUUGGCACAAAUGUUUUAAAUGCACGAGGUACUUAGUUCCAAAUGAUUUGUUUGACAUUUUCAGCAACCAUUUUCAAUAUCCACCCCCACCACACUUACCAACCUGCGCCCCCACAAAAAACCGAACCUCUUCACUACAAAUCUCGGAUAACUUUACAGCACACAGCCCAAACAGCUUAGCUUUUACCCUAAUCACUAUUGUAAACUUUUUCAUCAUUCUGUUUCAACUACUUUUUUGACUAGCAUCUACUGUAUAUUAGACAACACACACAUCAAUUACCAAUUUAUUGUAUAAUUAUAUAUUUUUUUAUUAAAUGGAACUGUAAUUUUUGUUACUGUUAUGUCAUUAUGAGGUCAUGAAAGCAUGGUCAGUACGGAUCCUAUGAGUGUAACACAUUUGAAUGUCUGUCUUGCAAAAGAGACAGUAAGAGGCUUUGCUCCAGUUAGCAGCAGCCUUCUCCUGCUGUUCACAGCAUGGCCACAGGGUGGCAGCACAGAGCUGUGCGUGUCCUUCAGCAUUGCAAAGCCAGCGUCUCGCGCUGAUAGGCCACACAGCCCAGUGUCACACAUUAACGGGCCAGGGCUUUGCUCUCACAGGAGCUAAAGGUCACUGAGAUAUUCUGUUUGGACCCCAACCUCCUCAGCACAUCAUUGGCUUGACUCCUGAACACCCACCCACCCUCACAUAGUACACGCUCCAUUCAUACGUUAUGGGUUAAUCAACACGCACCAGUCUCAUCUUCCACUUCUUAGAUUGAUCCAGCAGUGUCAACCUUUAUUUGUUAACUCUGUAUGGAGCCAGUAAAAGUUAAAGGCUGGGUUUGCAGGGUUGUGUUAUAUCACAUUCCGUGUUAUAGUUCCAAAGAGUGGACCGUCAUGUUGUAGUUACUCAGAGAGCACUGCCAUGUUAUAGCGACAGAGAGAGGACUGCUAUUUCACCUUGGAAAGCCAUUAAAGGAAUAAAGACCUUCAAAUAAA